Molecule: messenger RNA, 1263 nt
Organism: Parathielavia appendiculata
Lineage: Eukaryota; Fungi; Ascomycota; Sordariomycetes; Sordariales; Chaetomiaceae
Product: lytic polysaccharide monooxygenase
Exons: 1
Coding region: 1-1263 (420 amino acids)
Source: RefSeq, a predicted model, not a curated record
AUGUUCUCCAACGGACUCACCACCGGCGUCCUCGCCGUCAUGCUUGCUGGCUGCCAACUCGCCGCCGCCCACAUGUGGGUUUCGAACCCGCCUCCCUUCCGGUCCAAGAACAACCCCAACGCCAACCCCGCCCAAAUCGACUACAGCAUCACGGCGCCGCUCGCCGCUGACGGCUCCAACUAUCCAUGCAAGGGCUACCACUCUGACUUCGGCACCGCUGCCGGCAAGUCCGUGGCCACCUAUGCCCCCGGCCAGGCUUACGAGUUCACCCUUGAGGGCGGCGCUCCCCACGGCGGCGGCUCGUGCCAGGUCAGCUUGAGCUACGACCAGGGCAAAACCUUCACCGUCAUCCAGUCCUUAGUUGGCGGUUGCGGCUUUGCGGCUAAUUACAAAUUCACCAUCCCGGACGAUGCCCCCCAGGGCGAGGCCAUCUGGGCCUGGACCUGGAACAACAACAUUGGCAACCGCGAGUUGUACAUGAACUGCGCCGCCGUCACCAUCGGCCCCGGCAGUGCCAAGCGUGAUGUUGAGGAGGAGCGCAACCUCACUCAGCGCGCCACCGCCGCCUUCUCGUCGCGCCCCCAGGUCUUCCUCGCCAACAUCAACAACGGCUGCACCACCACCGAGGGCAGCGACGUCCAGUACCCGAACCCCGGCCCUGAUGUCGUUACCGGCGGCAGCAAGCUCGCCCCUCCCGUCGGUAACUGUGGUGCUGGUGCUGGUGCCGGUGCUGGUGUAGGCACUGGUUCCGGCAGCGGCUCCGGCAGUGGAAGUUCGUCGAGCUCCGCCGUGCAGGCCACGGUCGCUCCCACCUCCACUGUCGCGCCCGCUCCGUCUUCCAGCGCUGCCGCCUCCAACACCGGUCUUCCUGGUGGCGUCUUCAUCACUGUCCCCGGCUCGAGCGCUAGCGCAUCCGCCUCCGCCACCGCGACUCCCACCACCCUCGUCACCGCCACCUCUAGCGCCUUGCCCGCAGCUACCCCUGGUACUGGCUCCGGCACUGGCUCCGGCUCCAGCUCCGGGUCUGGUAGCGCUACUGGCGGCUACCCCGCCGGCACCGCCUGCACCUCGGAGGGCGCCUGGAACUGCAUCGGCGGCACGUCGUUUCAGCGCUGCGCUAGCGGCACCUGGUCUCCCGUGCAGGCCGUCGCCGCCGGCACCACAUGCAAGGCAGGCGAGAGCGCCACCCUCUCCGUCGAGGCUGCCGCCAGCAAGAAGCUUCGCCGUCGCUUCCGCGGCUCGGCCAAGCUCAUCCUCGCUUAA